AUGGUGGACUUGAAAUCUUACAUACCCAUGAUCGAUGCGAUCUUAAGUGCUGCUAAUCCUGAUCAGGCCACUCCUAAAAGGAUAAGGAAGGCAUUACAAGAACUAUUUGGUGUCGAUCUCGAUAGCCGAAGAAAAGAAGUUAACAAGAUAAUAGUGGAAAGAUUCCAAGAUUCUCAGGAUCGUCCAAAAAAAUUGGUCAGUAUCGAUGAAUUGGUGAAACAAGAUGAGUCCACUGCCAGCCGAUUGGUCAAGGGUUCGAAUAAAAAGAGAAGCAAAAGCGCUAAUAAGGAUUCCAGUACCAAGAAGAAGAAAAGUGGUGAAUCUACCGGUGGCUUUAACAAGACUAGAGUCUUGCUAGCGGAACCAUUGAGUGAACUUUUAGGCGAAACUGAGUCGACGAGAACCCAGGUGGUUAAAUCAGUUUGGGACUACAUCAAACGUAACAAUUUACAAAAUCCAAAUGAUAGAAGAGAGAUCCUGUGUGAUGAUAGGAUGAAACCAGUGUUUGGUGAAAAGGUCACCAUGUUUUCAAUGAAUAAAGAAUUGGCUAAGUAUAUCCGUAAUGCCCCGGACACCGCUACUGCUCCUACUGCUACGAAUUCAUCACCCCCUCCUGUGGUAAAGGAAGAAUCCCAGGAUAAUAAACAAGAAAGUUCAAAUGCUGGUAAUUAUGAUGAUGAUGAUGACGAUGACGAUGACGAUGAUGAAGAUGACGAUGAUGAGGACGAGCCUGCAACCAGUGAGCAUGAAACUAGCGACCAAUAA
Messenger RNA from Zygosaccharomyces rouxii, 765 nucleotides. RefSeq lists its product as uncharacterized. Gene Ontology annotation, cellular component: RNA polymerase I upstream activating factor complex; nucleus. The record is from RefSeq and is a predicted model, not a curated record. Gene Ontology annotation, molecular function: RNA polymerase I cis-regulatory region sequence-specific DNA binding. NCBI's taxonomy places the organism in Eukaryota, Fungi, Ascomycota, Saccharomycetes, Saccharomycetales, Saccharomycetaceae. The transcript has a single exon. Bases 1 to 765 code for a protein of 254 amino acids. Gene Ontology annotation, biological process: transcription initiation at RNA polymerase I promoter; nucleolar large rRNA transcription by RNA polymerase I.